Messenger RNA from Ctenopharyngodon idella (grass carp), 2528 nucleotides. It is a transcript of the gene abhd14b, whose product is annotated as abhydrolase domain containing 14B. Bases 182 to 829 code for a protein of 215 amino acids. Gene Ontology annotation, cellular component: cytoplasm. Lineage: Eukaryota; Metazoa; Chordata; Actinopteri; Cypriniformes; Xenocyprididae. The record is from RefSeq and is a predicted model, not a curated record. The transcript is spliced from 4 exons.
GACUACUAACUUUAUGAUGAGAAAUGGUAAAUGUUUUUAUGUAGCAUAGCAUUCAUGAAGGUUGUAAUUGUUGACAGAGCCGCUAGAGGUCAGUGUCUCUCUCUGGUAAAACUGACAGAUUCUUCCGGGACUCAAACAUCUGCAGGAGUUUACUCUGUUUUCGCUCUCGUCUGUAUCAAUCAUGUCUUCGGUUCAGAUGUCAGAAGGUUCGGUUCGGGUGGAGAUCUGCGGAGAUCAGCCGCUGUUCUACCGACAGGCGCUUCCGUUGAGCGGUACCGCCGAACUCUGCGUCCUGUUGCUGCACGGGAUCCGGUUCUCAUCGGAAAACUGGUUGAAAAUCGGGACUCUGGAGACUUUAGCUGCCGCGGGUUACCGAGCUGUGGCGAUAGACCUGCCAGGUUUGGGUCAGUCUAAGGCGGCGGAGGCCCCGGCUCCAGUUGGUCAGCUGGCUCCAGCCGUGUUCCUCAGACAGGUGUGUGAGGGUCUGAACACCGGCCCUGUGGUGAUCAUCAGCCCGUCUCUCAGCGGCAUGUACUCGCUGCCGUUCCUCUUCCAGCACUCGGAGCAGGUCAAGGCCUACAUCCCUGUAGCUCCCAUCUGCACAGAGAAGUUCUCAGCAGAGCAGUACAGCAGCAUACAGACUCCAGCUCUUAUAGUUUAUGGAGACCAGGACACUCAGCUUGGUGAAGCGUCGCUAAGCAACUUGAGCCAUCUGCCCAAUCACAAAGUGGUGGUAAUGAAAGGGGCGGGGCAUCCUUGUUACCUUGAUGAUCCAGAGACCUGGCAUAAGGCAAUCCUGGACUUCCUAAAGUUGUUGUGGUCAUAUUAAAAACCCUAACAGAGUAAACGUGUACUAAUUUAAAACAUUAAUUACAUAACUGAUCAAUAUGAAAUACAUUCAAUUUUUUUACUUAAUAACUGAUCAUUAUGUCAGAAACACUCACUUUUUUGCUAUGCAACCUUGCAUAAUCAUCUUUUUUUGCUAUUAUUUGCAAAUGUGGACGCCUGGCACUUGUUGAGAGGUGUGUUGAAGAUUUAAGUCAACUUGACAUGCUGUUUGCAACUCAGUUCACAUAUUUUUGAGUGGAAGAGGAUAGUCAAUGGCUGCAUCCGAAAACUUAGGCAGUUGACUUGUUACCUCGCUGCCUUAUCAGGCAAUGACUCUGCAGGCAGCGUAACAAUUUAAUGAUCUACAGUAAAAUAGAGCGAGCUUUGGUGAUGAAAAGUGAAUAUUUAAUUACUACAAUAAUUUCUCCCUAGAAAUGACAUCAAAAGUGGAAAAUGUUGGUCAAAAAUGUACAUUUACACACAAGCUGACCACCAACCGCAACUUUCAGACGCCAGCUUUAUUUUUUAGCUCAACUGUCACCGAAUGGAAAGCAAAGGAUUGUGGGUUAUCAAAGGCAGUAAAAGAUACAUCGAUACUGCUUUCAAAAAUAUCUCAGGAGACAGGAAGUGAAGCUAACAUUGGAUUCAGUCCAAGUGUGCCACACAAUUGACGGGAAAGCAUUUCAAUCGCCCCCUGGUGGCUGGCUGCAGUAUAGGUCAUAAACCCCACCCUCUCCAUGUAAUUGAAUGGGACGUGAGCCAAACUAAAAAUUCCAAUUACACUUCAAAUCAUUUUUUCCAAAGAUGGUUUAUGUCAUUUUAGGUAGUUCUCAUCACGCAGAUGUAUAUUCAAGUGUUCGUUUUCCCAAUAAGUUUGGUUUUUAGUUAGUUAUAUGAUGCUAUAAAAACAGGGUGUAACGUCAUGAUUGACAGCUGUGCUUGUGAUUGAGUCUGCGGGAGCGGGAGUGUGGGCAGGACCUUGAUGCCACGCUCCACCUCAGGAUCACUACUGCACAGUCUCGGGCUCCGAACUUUUUUUUUUUACAAUCUUAUGAUUCCCAAGAUGCCUUCCUGCCUUGGAAUGCAUUAUCCGAAAGCAGCAUUUUUAAGCUUUCGGAUGCAGCCAAUGAGAAAAUAAUGUAGGCGGGACUUGAUUUUAUCCAUCUGAAACUAACUGGACCAUGAAAAUGCAUGUUGUAGAUCUUAUUGUGAACAAUUUAUCUGUGUAUGCAAUUCAUUUUUUGUUUUUUAAUUUUUUUGACCUCAUAAUGUUUGAUCAAAAUAUAAUAACCAGACAUUGAGUUGAAAAUGACAAACUGGUGAUGUAUGCAGGAGUUCUCCAAUCAUUUAGUCCGCUUAAACCCCGCUUUUGUGUUAAUAUGCUCAACAUUCUUGACUAAAUAGUGCAAUUUUUUACUUUUUUGCUUUUAAAAGACAGAUAAAUAGAAAUUGCAACUAAAAAUCAAUCAUUAAGUAUAUUUUCAACACAUCUUAAGAACGUAGUACAGUAUUUUCAUGUUAAAAUGGGCACCAAUGACUUUGAAUCACAUGUCAGUGUUUAUGUAGCCAUCAAUAAUGAACCUCUAUAACAUGUUGAUCGCACCAGAAAAAUAAACACUACACAAUGCACUGAAGUGAAAAAUAUGAACAUUAUUUAAUAACUGAUUCUCUGUAAUAAACAAUUUGAAAAUAUUUUACAA